AUGGAUUCAUCAAAACAUCUUGUUGUUCAGCUUAAUAAAGAUAUCGAAUAUAUAUUUCAGUUCACCCGGUGGGUUUUUAAACCUUUAGGAUUAUGGUGGAUACUUUCAAGUGACAAAAAAUUAUCCAAUAAAAUAAUUUCUUUCGUUCUAAUUUCAAUAAAUACAUUCAUGAUGCUCUCCAUCAUUAUACCAAGUAGUAUUCAUAUGAUUUUUGUAGAAAAAGAUCUUGCAGCACGUAUUUUAUUAUUCGGUCCAAUUGGAUUUACUCUUACCAGUUUUAUUAAAUAUUACCUAAUAAUAUUCCAAGCUAAUAUGGUGCAACUUUGCUUCAAACAUAUCAAAGAUGACUGGGUUUCAAUAGCAGUGGAAAGUGAAGAGAAUCGAGCCUUUAUGUUGAAGAGUAUCAGAUUUGGCAGAAAUCUAACUAGUGUUUGUGCUGUAUUCAUGUUCAGUGGAGGACUUUCUUAUGAUACAAUCAUGCCUCUUUUAGCAGAUACAGAAUUAGAUGAGUUUAAUAACACAAUAAGAACAGAAGUAUAUCCUGGAUAUGAUUUGUUUCUUGAUUCUCAAACUUCUCCAGCUUAUGAAAUUAUUUAUUGGGUCAAUGUCCUAGGAGCGACUGCUACUUAUAUUAUUACAACAGCUGCGUGUAAUUUAGGUGCUAUGUGUGCUAGUCAUAUUUGUGGACAAGUCAUUUUGAUCAACUCCAGACUUAAAAGUCUCAUUGAUAAUUACAUUAUUAAAGAGAAAGGAGAUGAUUCAUUUAAUGAUCGAAUUUCGUACAUUGUUCAAUGUCAUGUGAGAAUGUUGAAAUUUUCAAAAAAUCUUGAAAGUUUACUUAGAGGUAUCUGUUUAAUUGAAGUGGUAGCAUCAACAUUGAUUAUUUGCUUACUUGAAUAUUAUUGUAUGACGGAAUGGGAAAAUAGUGAAACUGUUGCAAUAAUAACAUAUUUCAUGUUGCUAAUUUCUCUGUGCUUUAAUAUAUUUAUAUUCUGUUAUAUUGGUGAAGUACUUCAACAACAAUGUGCAUCGAUUGGUAAUUCAGCUUACAUGAUCAACUGGUAUGAAAUUCCUGGAAAUAAGGGACUAUCCCUUUCGUUAAUUAUUGCAGUGGCCCGCUUACCAUGUAAAAUAACUGCUGGAGGAAUGAUGGAUUUAAAUUUACGAAGUUUCGGAAGUAUAAUUAAAACGUCAGUAGCAUAUUUGAAUAUGUUAAGAACAAUGGCUGAGUGAAAUAGCAAUAUUAUUUUAUCAAUUGAACAAAAAACAAAAUAUAUUCACUUCAUAAUAAAUAUGAAAAUUUUU
Messenger RNA from Chelonus insularis, 1305 nucleotides. RefSeq names its product odorant receptor 85c-like. Gene Ontology annotation, cellular component: plasma membrane. Gene Ontology annotation, molecular function: odorant binding; olfactory receptor activity. The coding region runs from base 1 to 1233 and encodes 410 amino acids. Gene Ontology annotation, biological process: detection of chemical stimulus involved in sensory perception of smell; sensory perception of smell. The record is from RefSeq and is a predicted model, not a curated record. NCBI's taxonomy places the organism in Eukaryota, Metazoa, Arthropoda, Insecta, Hymenoptera, Braconidae. The transcript is spliced from 5 exons.